CAACAACAGAGUGAUGUGGACAUAGGUCACCGAGGUUCUCGUCAACGGUGCUGCGGAUUUACCAAAGGCACGAGUGAUUACCUCCUGACGACGGACGGAAGAGCCAACGGGACGGGUUCACGAUGGAUAAGGUGGAAAAAAUUUUCUCCAUUAAAACACCCCGCAUCAAGCAGAAGGAUUUGAAGUGCCGGAAUGGAUGCGGAUUCUAUGGCAACGCGCAGUGGUACGGGCUGUGCUCCAAGUGUUAUCGCGAACGCUCGCAGAAAGAACGGCACACUCAGCCGUUUCGAUUGCUGAGGAACCAGUCUCAACAGCAGCAUCAAUCCCGGGACGUAGCACAAUCGCCUUCCCCACAUGGGUCGGAACAGCAGGCAACAACUUCCCAUGGCGGCCAACUGCAUGCGUCACAGUCACUGCACUCUAAGCUUAUCCCCAAGCUGUCAGGUGAUCGCGAUGAGAAGAAGAAAAAGCUGAAUAUUAUCGAUCUGAUCAAGAAGUCUACCCCGGGCAGAGAUUCAGAAAAAUCGCGUCAUCACCACCGACAAGCGUUCGAUAAGCUCGAACAGGAAUACGUCGAUGCACUGAAAGCGUUGAAGGUGGAUGAGCCUGCGAAACAGGAGCUAAAGUACUUCAUCCACAUGCUCGACCAACAAAUUCGCAAAAAGCAUGCCACCAGCAACAUCGACGAGGUGUCGGAGCUGGUGCAGAACGGGUACACAAAGUUCCGCGAUUACAUGCAGAUGGAUAACUCCAAGUUCGCGAGCGCAUCCGAGGAGAUGCGGGAACAGGUGCUGGAUUUCUUCGAGCGCUGCAUUAUGACCAAGAAUCACAAGCAUCUGUUUUCGCCGCCAUCGACCACUGACGAGGAUAACGAUUCCUACAUUCACAAGCGUAUCCGCCAGCUGAGCUGGAUCACGGCGAAGCAUCUGAUGUGCAGCAUUGACGAGGUAAACUCGGAAGUGCGCGAGCUCGCGUACACCGCCAUCACCGAGCUGGCCUCGGUGGACUCGUUCCUGUCGCCGCAGGAAAAGCUGGACUGCAUAGUGCGCUGCUGUCGGCACAUCUUUAGCUUCCUGAAGAAAUCGGUGGAUGGCCCAGCCAGUGCGGACGAUUUUCUGCCGGCGCUAAUCUUCGUGGUGCUCAAAUCGAAUCCGGUGCGGUUGCACAGUAACAUCAACUUCAUCACACGGUUCAGCAACGCGUCGAGGUUGAUGAGCGGUGAAGGCGGCUAUUGCUUUACCAAUUUGUGCUGUGCAAUUUCGUUUAUUGAAAAUAUUACCCCAGAGUCGCUAUCGCUGACGCAGCAAGAGUUUGAUAGUUUGAUGGCGGGUGAGAACGAGGGAACGUCGGCUUGGGAAAGUGCCCUGAUUGCCUGCGAAAGUUUACACCAAAUCUCGGAGAACAUGAAGGUGAUGAAGACGCUGGACACGAAGAACGAUGAACUGUACAAGGGAAUUGUGGCGCUCGGGGAGGAGAUUGCAACCUUUCAAUCCGAGAUCCAGGAGACUGUGGCAAAGGUGCUCGCGCGGACCCCGUUGGUGCUUAAACCCAUCCAAACACCGCAGCGAGUGGUAGCUUUGAGGCGACCAUACCAAGCUACGUCGGGGACAGCGUACGUGCUCCCUUCGUCUCUUUCACUGGACAUAGCGGCUACCGGGGGUCACUUCGGUUCGAAUCUGGUCGCCGCAGUGAAAACCACUGACAUGGAAGUUUCCAGCAGUAAACCAAAGCCAUCGAUGGUUACGACAGAACAAACACACCCGACGACUACACCGUCGUCCACCGACGGUCAGAUUGAUAAGCUGGUACAAAACCUAUCAAGCACACUGGCGGCCACACCGUUGCUGUCGGUGGAUUCCGGUCCAACCGAGGAGCCGCCCACCGUCAAUGUUCCCUCACCAUUCGGCGGUAUGAGCAUGAGCGCCAGCAAUUCGGCCGAUCUGCUGUCCGCUUCACCGUCCUUCGACUACAACAACAUCUUUGACGCGCAAUCGCUUGACGGGCUAACGACCCCGGACGAUCUGGCGACGGACUUUAUCCGCGGUAUCCGUAACAUUAACUAUGAUUUCGAUUUUUCCGACCACAGCGGUGACAAUAGUGCAGCGGACGAUUGCGAUGUCCGCGCCCUGAAACCAACGGCUAGCAGUUCCGGUAGUGCCGUUGUCGUAUCUUCAGCAAACCCACCGACAAAGCCACAGUUCGAUCUGGAAGAGUUUGAUCCGUUGCUGCGCAAGGAACAGGGGGACCCACAGAAACCAUUGCCGCUCCCUUUGGUGGCUCCCGGUAGUGUGGAAGCGUCGACCGGCGGCAGUCUGUUGGAUGAUUCGCCCGGAUCGCUGAUGCUCGAAUCACCGCUCAAACCGACCGUGGCCGACUUUCAAGGUUUCUCGCUGCACGGAUGCAACAUUCCAACGAUCACGUGUGCCACCGGUGAUUUGCACCCAUCGGGUGGACCGUGCCUGGUACCACUAGGUGCAUCCGGGGCCACCACUUCGGUGGCUCUUCCUUCCGGUUCUGCACGGUCGACGUACAGCGACUCCAACGCAAAUAAUGACACAAGCUUAAUUUGAACCGCAAUUGAGCAAAUUCGAAUCGUGUGAACGAGUCCGAACAGUCAACGGGAUAGAACGGGAUAAAUUGUUACUGUAAAAUGUGGCCGGGCCGCUUGGUCGAGUAAUGUUAACGAUAGGAAGCAGCAAACG
This is a messenger RNA of Anopheles bellator, 2702 nucleotides long. RefSeq names its product rab5 GDP/GTP exchange factor (gene Rabex-5). Gene Ontology annotation, molecular function: zinc ion binding; small GTPase binding; guanyl-nucleotide exchange factor activity. Gene Ontology annotation, cellular component: cytosol; endocytic vesicle. Gene Ontology annotation, biological process: vesicle-mediated transport. NCBI's taxonomy places the organism in Eukaryota, Metazoa, Arthropoda, Insecta, Diptera, Culicidae. The record is from RefSeq and is a predicted model, not a curated record. The transcript is spliced from 5 exons. Bases 123 to 2570 code for a protein of 815 amino acids.